Vitis riparia (riverbank grape) is the source of this 1137-nucleotide messenger RNA. RefSeq names its product polyvinylalcohol dehydrogenase-like. Bases 1 to 1137 code for a protein of 378 amino acids. The record is from RefSeq and is a predicted model, not a curated record. NCBI's taxonomy places the organism in Eukaryota, Viridiplantae, Streptophyta, Magnoliopsida, Vitales, Vitaceae. The transcript has 4 exons.
AUGCAUCAUACUCUUACACAUGUUACACAGCUAGAUGUAUGUCCACCUAGGAGACGUCGUGGUCCACGUAGACGUCGAGUCUUGCCUCCAUCAGCUCCAUCUCAACCUAUACAUACUGAGACAUGGCAGAUUGCACAGAUAGAUUCCACAGAGAUGUCUCUUUAUCAUAGGCGUCCGCAGAGAAAGAGGAAGACCCCAUCAUGUGUGAAUGCAUUUAACGGUGCUCUUGUAUGGAGGAGGCAUCUAGGGGAGCUCACAGGGCUUAGUCCAACAGGGAUUGUAGUGAAUGUAACUGUGUCAAGAACCACACCUGCAGUAGCUGAUGAUCUUAUCGUUAUAGUAAUCUAUGGCCCGGCAGUGGUUGUUGCUGUCAACCGAUUAAAGGGGACGCUCGUGUGGUCCACCGUGCUAGAUCCACGUCCCAGAUCUCAAAUCACCAUGUCUGGAACACCUUACUCCGGGGAUUUCUACGUUGGCGUAUCAUCACUAGAGGAAGCCCUACCUCCUGAACAAUGUUGCACUUUCCGGGGUAGCAUGGCCAAACUAGACAUUGGAACUGGAGAGGUACUCUGGCGAACUUAUAUGAUUCCAGAUAAUGGUGGCCAAAUAGGAGGCUACUCAGGAGCUGCUUUGUGGGGCAGAAGCCCUGCCAUUGACAUUAAGAGAGGUCUUGUUUAUAUUGGAACUGGAAACCUGUACAGUGCUCCAGCUGAGGUGCUAGAGUGUCAAGCCAGGCGAAAUAAUCAAACAACCCCCUCUCAACCUGAUCAGUGCAUCGACGAUCCAAAUGUUCACUUCGAUUCCAUUCUGGCCUUGGAAUUAGACACGGGAAAAAUCAGAUGGUUUUGCAGAUUCGAGGAGUAUGACGUCAACUAUUUUGCAUGCCUAGUGCCUAAUAACCCAGCCUGUCCUCCUGGACCUAACUUGGACGCUGACUUCGGAGAAGCUCCAAUGCUGCUUACUAUAUUUUCAAACGGCACAAAACGUGAUGUCGUUUUUGCUGUCCAGAAAAGCGGUUAUGCGUGGGCUCUAGAUCGCGACUCUGGUGAUAUAGUUUGGUGGCUGGACCAGGUGGUCUGGAAGGAGGAGGAGUGUGGGGUGCAGCUACAGACGGAAAAAGGGUGUACACAAAUAUAG